UAUUUUACUCGUAUCUUAAAACAUACGUAUAUUUCAUUCCACUAACACCCCUUCUCCCUUUUACGCACAUCAACCCUGCGCAUAACCUCCCCCUUUCUCUCCAGCGCACAUUGUUCUCUUUCGUCCUUGGGCAUCAUCGAUCGAGUUCUCCCCAGGUCAUCACAGCCGCCCUCAACUUUGCCUUGCGCACCAGAUCCACCAAAUUUUCUCUCACGCUGCGUCUGCCAUUAAGUUAUGGUAGGGCUAUCUCUUGGAGAAAAGAACUUCAUUAGAGGUGGUAUUGCUCAAGACUUGCGAACAGAUGGCAGGACACGGUUAUCUUAUCGACCCAUUUAUGUUGAAACUAGUGUCAUCCCCCAGGCAAGUGGUUCGGCUAGAGUCAAGUUGGGUGCAACAGAUGUCAUCGUCAGUGUCAAGGCUGAACUUGGAAAACCAAGCUCAUCUCACCCCGACAAGGGAAGAGUUUCUAUAUAUGUAGAUUGCAGUCCCACUGCAGAGCCAACAUUUGAGGGAAGAGGUGGCGAUGAGUUGUCUGCCGAACUGUCAAUUGCUCUUCAACAAUGUUUGCUUGGUGGAAAAAGUGGUGCAGGGGCUGCAAUUGAUCUUUCUUCCCUCUCAGUUGUGCACGGAAAAGUUUGUUGGGAUCUAUACAUAGACGGCCUGGUGGUAAGUUCAGAUGGGAAUAUACUUGAUGCUCUCGGUGCUGCUAUUAAGGCUGCUUUGAGUAAUACAUGUAUUCCAAGAGUCCAAGUAUCUGCUGAUGCUUCACCAAAUGAACAGCCAGAAGUUGAUGUGAGUGAUGAAGAAUUUGUUCAGUUUGACACUAGUAGUGUCCCUGUUAUAGUCACUUUGACAAAGGUAGGUAGGUUCUGUAUUGUAGAUGCCACUUCAGAAGAGGAAUCCCAAAUGAGCUCAGCUGUGUCCAUUUCAGUUAAUAGGAAAGGUCAUAUUUGCGGGGUGAGUAAGCGAGGUGGUGCAGCUUUAGAUCCAGCUGAUAUACUUGACAUGAUACACAAAGCACAGGUUGUUGGCGAUGAGUUAGUCAACAAAUUGGAUUCUCUGAUAGCAGCAGCUGAAGCACGCGGGGAAGAGGAAUCUGAAUCAUGACAUUGUUUGUUCAUUUUAUGCACACUUUUAGAUAGCGACUUGCUUCUUUUGGGAACUAUCAUUUUUGUCAUUGGGCAUAGUUCAUAGUGUUGUUUGGAUUCUCUGAUAGCAGCAGCUGAAGCACGCGGGGAAGAGGAAUCUGAAUCAUGACAUUGUUUGUUCAUUGUAUGCACACUUUUAGAUAGUGACUUACUUCUUUUGGGAACUAUCGUUUUUGUCAUUGGGCAUACGUCAAAGUGUUGUUUGGAUCUUUGAAAAUUUUCACUCUGCAUACAUAUCACAUAUAUGCAUUCUAGCUUACAGUUGUAUCAUUUUUCUUCAACUGUUGUAUUUCAGCCGUUGCAUUAUCAGUUCUUUCCAAGAUAAGAUUUUGUGGAACGUAUGUCGUUUUUUAUCCUUGUGAGAAAAGACGUGUUGUAUCGUGUAUGCAAUACCUUGUCAAUUUUGUG
This is a messenger RNA of Cuscuta epithymum, 1556 nucleotides long. Lineage: Eukaryota; Viridiplantae; Streptophyta; Magnoliopsida; Solanales; Convolvulaceae. The record is from the annotation of a GenBank genome assembly.